AUGAGAAGCCUUCUACUGAGUGUGCUCCUCCAGGUUCUCAUCUCUGCGGGGACAUCAGAACCACAAUAUGCACUUUACAUUCCUGCAAAGCUGAACAGCGGAGAGAUUGAAAAAGCCUGUAUGAACCUCCAAGGUUACGAGCAAACUCUACAGCUCAAUGUGGUACUUCAGUACAGCGGGAUUAACUCCACUAUAUUUUCUGAGAAUGUCUCCCCUCCUACAUACUUCCAAUGUAACAACUUCCAGAUCCCAGUAGUACAAGGUGAUGUUCCCGUCUUUGUAUUGCUCUCUGUUUCUGGAGAAGAUGUGCAGGUAUUACAGAGAUAUUCUGUGGUCAUCACUGAGGUCAACAACAUCUACCUCGUCCAAAUGGAUAAACCAAUCUACAAACCUGGACAGAAAGUGCUGUUUAAUCUGGUUUCACUAAAUCAGCAGCUGCUUCCUGUUAAUGCAACGUAUCCUCUGGUUUAUCUGACGGAUCCAUCAGGGAGUCGCUUAGUCCAAUGGUUGGAUCAGAAGUCACAAAGCGGUCUUGUAUCGUUAGAAUUCUCUCUGGUGGAUGACGCAGUUUCUGGAUCUUACGCUAUAACGGCUGAGAUAGCGCCUAACGCUGCUGUGAGUCAGUGGUUUAAUGUGGAUGAAUAUGUGCUGCCCAGAUUUGAUGUGACAUUUGAGGCUCCGAGCACUUUAUCCAUUCUGGAUGAGACUCUACAUUUUAAUAUCUGUGCAGAUUAUACGUAUGGAGAACCAGUGCCUGGAGCGGUAGCAGUAAAAUUCUGCAGACAACCCACUUAUGGUCUAAUAAAUAAUUGCUUCAAGGACAAAAAUGGCGUCUGCUUUUAUAAGACAGCACAGUUGGCCUCAGAUGGCACCUACUAUGGGGAAAUUGACCUGACCUCCAUCCAGAUGGAUCCCUCUGGAGCCCAAACCAAUCUUAAUUUAUCUGUAACAGUUACGGAGAAUGGGACAGGGAUCCAAGUCACAAAGACUCGGUAUCUGUCGGUGACCAGCCAACUUGCCAGCAUCAGAUUAAAUUAUGAGUAUAUGAACCAGUUUUAUAAAAGAGGCCUCCCAUAUUCUGUCAUGGUUUUACUUACGGAUGAGAAGGGCCUCCCGAUAGCAGGUGAAGAGGUGCAGCUCAAUUUUGAUUGUGUUUGGAGCAGUCAGACUGUAAUAACUGGCUUGGACGGAUCAGCAAGAUACGAGAUAGACACCUCUAACUUCCUAGAACCCAACUUUACAAUCAGGGCCAGUUACCUGAAUACAGAGCAGUGCUAUUACAAUAGGUGGCAAGGUUAUGAAUAUCCAACCGAUGAAUACACUGUCUUUCGCUUCUAUUCGGAGACCGGAAGCUUCCUGCAGAUCAUUCCUCUUCAGGGCACCCUACAAUGUGGUCAGAAGCAGAAGAUUGAGGUUCAGUUCCUUCUGAGCGCUGAUGGGGUUGGUGUUGGGGCUACUAAAGCCACGUUCUAUUAUCUCACUAUGUCAAGAUCACGGAUAGUUCAGUCUGGACAGCAAGAUGUUGAGCUCAGUCCGGCUAUGAAUGGGACUCUCUCUUUUGACCUCCCAAUAACUUCAGAAAUCGCCUUCAGGACGGACCUCAUUGUGUACAGCCUUCUACAAACAGAGCUCAUUGCAGACAUCAUGUCAUUGAAUAUCGAAAGCUGCUUCAAAAAUGAGGUAUCGCUAAGUUUCUCUAAAGAAAUUGGACCUCCAGCCUCCGAUGUUGACCUACAGAUAUCGGCAUCUCCAGGAUCUCUGUGUGCAGUCAAAGUGAUUGACUCCAGCAUACUUCUUCUCCAACCAGACACAGGGAUGACACCUGAAGCAGUAUAUUCCUCCCUGCAGAACUGGUUCUCAGGAUAUUUUAUUGGAGAAUUCAAUGUUGAGGAGCCAGGACCCCCCUGUCAGGAUCCCAAUAAACAGAUAUUUUAUGAUGGAAAUUAUUAUGUUCCUGUGAGUAGUGAUUCUGACGGAGAUACAUAUAAUAACCUGAAGUAUAUAGGCUUAAUUGUGGGGACAGACGUGACUGUGAGAAAGCCCGAGGUGUGCAGCCUGAAAAACGAUUUGUAUCCACAAGGAAUAUUUUCAAAGGCUGAAGAGAUGGCGCAGAGUGAAACAAUUGAAACAGUUAGACGAAACUUUUCGGACACCUGGGUGUGGACAAUGGUAACGGCUGAUUCACAAGGCCAUGGCAAUAUAUCUCAGACAGUUCCUGAUACCAUCACUGAGUGGGAGGGCUCCAUGAUCUGCACGUCUGAAACGGACGGGUUUGGGAUGACGAAGAGUCCGUCAGAGUUCACCACAUUCCUCCCAUUCUUCAUAGAGGUGUCUCUACCUUAUUCCUUCAUUCGAGGAGAAUUGCUUGUCCUGAAUGCCUUUGUGUCCAACUAUCUGGAGCAAUGUGUGAAGAUCCUAGUAAGUUUGUCGAAGUCUGAUGAUUAUCAAGCUGCACUGCAAGAGGGAGAACAGAAUGCAUGCAUCUGCUCAGAAGAGAGAGCCUCCUAUAUCUGGAACAUAAAUGCGACCUCAUUAGGGGUUAUCAAUUUUACUGUUUCGGCAGAGACUACCUACAUUGGUCAAACAUGUGAUGGAACCAAUGAUCCUUCUCAGCCACCCCGCAAGGAUACUGUGAUACAGACCAUUAUUGUCGAGGCUGAGGGGAUUAAAAAAGAAGUGACGUCUAGUAACCUCAUCUGCCAAACACCUGAAAAUAGUUCAUUUCCACUGAAAUUAAUUCAACCGCCCAAUGUGGUACCUGGUUCUAUAUCAGCAUUUAUUACAUUUCUGGGAGAUAUUAUAGGUCUUCCCCUGCAGAACCUUCAGAACCUGCUCCAGAUGCCUUUUGGAUGUGGAGAACAGAAUCUUGUGCGCCUAGCUCCCAUACCUCAUCUUCUAGAUUAUCUGAAUGCCACGGGCCAACUUACAGAAGAGAUUCUCCAGAAAGGGAUUCAGUCCAUGAACACUGGUUAUUACCGAGAGCUCAGAUACAAACUAUCGUCAGGAGCUUAUAGUUUAUUUGGAGGCUUCGGGAGUGAAGAAAACUCAUGGUUGACAGCUUAUGUCUUCAAGACUUUUGAAAAAUGCAAGGAAUACAUUUACAUUGAUGAGAUAAUUCAGCAGCAAACACUCAUCUGGCUGGGAAACAACCAGCAACUGGACAGCGGCUGCUUCAGAGCCAUUGGUGACUCCUUCAUGAUAAUGAAAAAAGGAGCAGAUGCAGAUCUCACCUACACGGCCUUCCUUGCCAUCGCUCUCUUGGAGUCUAAUUACAGUCUUGGGAUGACCUUGUUGGACAGUACCUUGACCUGCCUACAGAACGCCCUUAAGACCAAUCAAAGUUUACCCAACCAGGUCCUCAUGGUCUACACCUUUACACUGGCUAAGGAUUGGGACAGGAGGUAUAGUCUUCUCAAGUCACUAAAAUCUAAGGCCAUCUCUGAAGGAGGGAUGAUCCAUUGGGAACGUGAAGACAAACCUGAAGUACGACCUAUUGGCCUUUUCUACCCUCUGUAUUCUGCCGCUGAAGUGGAAAUCACUGCAUAUAUAUUACUGAGCAUUGCCAGGGGCCCCAAUAUCACCCAAGAUGAACUGACGUACAUGGCACAGAUCUCAGUUUGGCUGAUUAGGCAACAAAAUUCAUAUGGAGGAUUUCAGUCCACCCUGGACACUGUGGUGGCUCUUAAAGCUCUUUCUGCAUUUGCCAAAUUGAUUUUUAACCCCAAUACUGAGCACAUUAUACAACUGAAUGGACAAAAUCAGCAAAGCUCGGAGAUAAAGCUGAAUAAGGACAACAGACUCCUGGUCCAGAGACAAUCGCUCAUUGUUCCUAGUGAUUACAACAUCAGCAUCACAGGGAUAGGCUGCUGUCUUAUACAGACCACUCUUCAGUACAACGUCCCUGUUCCCCAGGAGAACUCCGCUUUCCAUCUCUCGGUAAACACAUCGUCUAUGAGCUGUGUGAACGGAGUGGCCUACACCUUUACUAUUGACAUCAGUGUCAGCUAUAGAGGAAAUCGACCUCAAUCCAAUAUGGCGAUCAUAGAUAUUGCAUUGCUCUCAGGAUACCAAGUAGACUACUGGUCUCUUCAAGAGUUGGUGGAAAAAAAAGUGAUUUCCAACAGUGAGACCAAGAACAAUCAUGUGAACCUGUACCUAAAAUCUGUUACCUGUGACACAACUUACCUAUCAUUCAACGUUAUAAUGGGCAAUAGAGUGCUAAAUGUGAAGACUGGCUCCAUCUAUGUGUAUGAUUACUAUGAAACAGCUGACAAUGGUUAUGCAUCGUACCGCCACCCCUGUGCCCAGCAGUAA
Molecule: messenger RNA, 4314 nt
Organism: Bufo bufo (common toad)
Lineage: Eukaryota; Metazoa; Chordata; Amphibia; Anura; Bufonidae
Product: ovostatin-like
Exons: 35
Coding region: 1-4314 (1437 amino acids)
Cellular component (GO): extracellular region
Molecular function (GO): endopeptidase inhibitor activity
Source: RefSeq, a predicted model, not a curated record